Messenger RNA from Engraulis encrasicolus (European anchovy), 2160 nucleotides. It is a transcript of the gene fgf16, whose product is annotated as fibroblast growth factor 16. The transcript is spliced from 3 exons. Gene Ontology annotation, cellular component: cytoplasm. The coding region runs from base 511 to 1125 and encodes 204 amino acids. Lineage: Eukaryota; Metazoa; Chordata; Actinopteri; Clupeiformes; Engraulidae. Gene Ontology annotation, molecular function: growth factor activity; fibroblast growth factor receptor binding. The record is from RefSeq and is a predicted model, not a curated record. Gene Ontology annotation, biological process: positive regulation of protein phosphorylation; positive regulation of gene expression; animal organ morphogenesis.
UUUUUAUCUGAAAGUACAAGCUACAGCCGAAGACAGUUAUGCUCCAGCGGCUGGGUGCGAUGCAUGGACUUCUUUCCGACUUGGAUCCCAGCUUUAAUAACAGAGUAAUUUCGAGGGGAGUUGCGGUUACUGGGACAAAAGCAUUGGCAGCAUCAAUAACAAAGGCCGGGGUAAAGCGACAUUUUUUCUCCGUAAGGAAAUUGAUGUGCGUAAAGAAGGGAUGCCAGCCAGGCGUGGCUUGCAUUUGAAUAUCCAAUUUGAGAAUGCGCGGCGGACUAUGUAUAUAAACGGCUCUUACAAUCCAAUAAACAGACAUCUCCAUGUGAUGAAUAGUGCGGUACGAUUAAUGAAAUAGUUUCUUUUUUUAUGAGGAGCAAGGCACCGCGCGCCGGGCACGUCCUCGCGGGCAUCUGCAUGGGUCGGACCCCCGCCUCACACAGGCAACCGCUCCUCCACACUCAGCCUAUAUUUCACAUCACAGCAUAAACAACUCUGCCAAGCUGUGCGGCGAUGGCAGAGGUCGGGGGAUUUCUCGGGGGCCUGGAUUUGGAUUUACAAAGCUUGCCUGCUCUGGGACCUCUCUCCGAGUCGCCCGCGGGUUUGAAUGAAAGAUUGGGACUCAUCGAGGGGAGAUUACAGCGCGGCUCCCUGACGGAUUUUGAACAUCUUAAAGGGAUUCUGCGGCGGCGACAGCUGUACUGUCGGACCGGCUUUCAACUGGAGAUAUUUCCCAAUGGCACCGUCCACGGCACCCGGCAGGACCACAGUAGAUUCGGUAUUCUGGAAUUCAUCAGUUUGGCAGUGGGCCUGGUCAGUAUUCGUGGAGUGGAUGCCGGGCUGUACCUGGGGAUGAACGACAGAGGCGACCUCUAUGGGUCGAAGAAGCUGACGAAGGAGUGCGUGUUCCGCGAGCAGUUUGAGGAGAACUGGUACAACACGUACGCCUCCACGCUCUACAAGCACGCCGACACGGGCCGCUACUACUACGUGGCGCUCAACAAGGACGGCUCGCCGCGCGAGGGCGGCAGGACUAAGAAGCACCAGAAGCUCACCCACUUCCUGCCCAGGCCCGUGGAGAUCGACAAGAUCCCGCAGGCCUACAGGGACCUGUUCCAGCCCACGUGACCGAACACAGGGCCUGGGCCAUGGGCAGCGCCACGGCCGCGGCGGCCGCAAGACGUUGGUGGUGGUGGUAGGGGGGUGGUGGUGCUGGAGCUGGAGGAGGUGGAGGUGGAGGUGGAGACGGAGGCGACGUCGUCAGAAGAGAGGACGACGGACUAAGUGGUGGAUCUGGAUCAUAGAUCUUGCUCUGGGAUCCCGCUUGUUACCGCCUCCUCCUUAUCCCAACAAACCCCCGUGGUCGCGGAACAGUGUGCAUGGGGGGGAGGCACUGUUGUCGGAGGAAGGAGAUGGCGAUCCUGCAUGUUUCCACCUCUCUCCCCUCAUCCCCCCAUCUUCAAUCACUACUUCUCUAUCCACCACUGAACCCCGCAUCCGUCCGUCCGUCCGGUCUGGCUGCCUGGCUGACUGGCUGGUGUUUAUCCUCCGCUCCUGGUGCUAAAAUAUCCAUGGCUUUAGGCCCUUUCCUGUGGACCAGAUAAACAAACAGAACAGACCGCACGUGUGUGCAUGUGUGUGUUUGUUCCAGGAUGUUUGCCUCCGACGUCCAUCCUUCGCAUCAAUAUGUGGCUCAAACAUUAAAAACAAAACAAAAAAACCCAACUUCCUUCUCUUCUCCCAGGCUGGUGGCAAGCGCCGGCACACACAGCAGGUGGAGGGAGGAAAUGCUCUUGUUUGGAGCGGAGGAGUGAAGUGAAUCGACUGACUACCGCAUUGCCAUGGUGUGGGCCAGGUGGCAGUCAUCAUUACCACUCGAUCACCUGAAUUUCAAAUCAGGUGGCAGGCACAAAAGAAGAAAGAAAAGAAAACAAGGAGAGGAGGAGUUAUGUUGUGACAUUUGGGGGGCGGGGGGAAUAAACUAAGGAAACCACUCUUGCUGACACAAAGGGAAAAAAAAUGAACCACUCUGGACCAGUGUGGGGAGAUGAACCCUUCUGAGCAUGACCAGGCAUCUGGUGGCCACUACCACAGCACCUGUUUGCUUGGAGUAAAGGACGUGACCAGGAACGCCGACAUAGGGGGGGGCAAAGUGGUCAGUUG